Messenger RNA from Exaiptasia diaphana, 1218 nucleotides. RefSeq lists its product as uncharacterized. The transcript is spliced from 5 exons. NCBI's taxonomy places the organism in Eukaryota, Metazoa, Cnidaria, Anthozoa, Actiniaria, Aiptasiidae. The record is from RefSeq and is a predicted model, not a curated record. The coding region runs from base 236 to 982 and encodes 248 amino acids.
UCACUGCACCGACUGGUUCAGAGGAAUAUGUGUAUUUACUAAACUUCUAAAUCAAGAAUCAUUACAUUUAUCUCUCCCCACAUACAUUAUGUGGUAAACCCCAUGCUAUAAUCUCUUGGCAUGAAACCAUUGUUCGUUACCUGUAGUUUAGUGUGGGUUUACAGCUGAGUCAGUUUGUUGUUGCAGAGCGAAGGUGAGAAGAUCUAGUUGAGCAGACCGAUAUCGAAUCGUUAAAAUGAAGGCUUCAUUCUAUCUGAUGAUAUUUUUAGCUAUUCUUGGCUUCCCCGAGGGUAACACUAAUGGUAACACGACCUGGCAUGUUGCAAACGAAACCAUGUUCAUCGGCAUUGGUGUUCACGAAAAUCCAGUUUUUAAUUGUUCUUUGACAAUGGAAAAGGUAUCAAUCAAGAGGCAAAAGGAGUGUGUUUUUCCCUUUAUUCAGUGGCUACAAAGGAACCCCAAGUCUAAUUGCAGGGUCGAACAUGGGAAGUUUUUGGACUGCAUGGUAGAUGCCGAAAAAGUCUGCAGUACCGAAGAUCAACUAAUAGCUUUAAGAGAAAUGUUUGAAAAGACCUACACUGAGGAUCGUGUAUGCAUUAAAAGCUUUCUGUUCUUACCAGCCAACGAGACAUAUGCAUUUCUUGGAUAUUCCUGCAAAAUGGACCAGAGUGAAAAACUUCGGUUAAAGCAGAAUGCUUGCUCCAAGAAGUUAGAAGAAAUGUGGCAGACAAACAGAGCUGAUAAAAGGAUCUGUCGAGAGUACGUUAAUGUAAAAGCAUGCUUGAAAAAGCUGCAAGCUGAUGCACCUUGCAACAAGACUAAAGAAGAACAAGUUUUAUCAGACAUACUGCUAGGCAGUUUUAAUCCUUACUGUCAAAACGGUGUUGAUCCUGUCCGCGGCGUUUCCAUAAUGAAAUGUCCGUCGUACUUCCUUUUUGGUCUCCUCAUCACAACCGCUUUGAUAAAAAUUGUUUACAUUUAAUGAAGAGGUUGAUACAGCAACUCGUAGUCAUGAAAUUAUACGAGAAAUGUAUGUCACCCUGAAUGUAAGAUUUUUGAGGAAAUCAGACAACAGCAGAUUUUGACAUUUAUCAUAYAUAUGAUAAAUUAAGCUAAAGAGAAUAGUGCUUUCAAUACUAACAGUUUGUGAAGUUUCUAUAAAAAUGGCUAUGUAYUUCACCUCAAGUAAUUGGUAAUAAAGUGAUAGUUUUCCUUGAA